AUGGUACUCUGCUCCAGUCAAUCACCUCACACCUGGCCGACAGGCACCAGCUUCCAAGCCCCUAGAGGAGCAUAUGCCGUGGGUGAGCGCAAACUCACGGUGCAGCGGGCCAAGGAGUUGAGUGAGCGCACUGCACAUUCAGCUGAGACGCUCGUGGCCGACAACACCAUGAGCCUCCUUAACCCCAAGGAGAAGGCCUGGUCACGACAGCUUUUCUCUACAAUCUUGGAGACGCUGGAACUCAGCAUCGCUGAGCGGCGGAGCUCGAGGUCGCACGCAAUGUUCAAAAGCCAUAUUGUCGCUGACGAGGAAACUCAACUGCUGGUUGGAGCUCCUUACAUUGUUGGAGCUGAUUUUAAUGAAAACAAACGAAAACGGGGCACAUCAAACGGGCGCUGCUGCUAA
Molecule: messenger RNA, 405 nt
Organism: Volvox carteri f. nagariensis
Lineage: Eukaryota; Viridiplantae; Chlorophyta; Chlorophyceae; Chlamydomonadales; Volvocaceae
Exons: 2
Coding region: 1-405 (134 amino acids)
Source: RefSeq, a predicted model, not a curated record